Rotaria sordida is the source of this 2466-nucleotide messenger RNA. NCBI's taxonomy places the organism in Eukaryota, Metazoa, Rotifera, Eurotatoria, Philodinida, Philodinidae. The record is from the annotation of a GenBank genome assembly.
AUGGCUUCUACCAGUCGACAAUCGAUGCAAUCAACUCUUUUGUCUACUGCAAAUGUACGACGAACUUCAAUAAAGCGAGGAGAAACAAUUGAAAAUAAUCCAUCUAAUAAUCGACAACAUCGUGUUGUUGAAAAUUUUAUUGUUAUUUGGUCAGAUCCUAAAAUUGAUCAAUUAGAUAGUGAUUAUCAAAAUUCUAUUUCUCAUCUUCGACAAAUCGUUAAUUCAAUUGAAAUAUUUACUAAUGCUGAUCAUUGUUUGGAUUUUCUUGGUAAAGUUAAAGAUGAAAAAGUAGUUUUGAUUGUUUCAGGCUCAUUUGGUCAACAGAUCAUUCCUCAUAUACAAGAAUUAAAUCAACUCGAAUCAAUCUAUAUAUUUUGUAGUCAUAAAUCUAAAUAUGAACAAUGGUCGAAAAACUAUGAAAAAAUAAAAGGUGUUUUUACUGGAAUUAUAUCUAUAUGUAAUGUAUUAAAACAAGAUAUUCGUCAAUCUGAAGCUAAUUUAAUAUCUGUUACUAUUCUUCCAUCAUCAUCAAAAAUGAAAUCAAAUGAAAUUGAUCCAACAUUUAUGUAUUCACAAUUAUUAAAAGAAAUUCUUAUUGAUAUAGAAAAAGAAGAUACAGAAAAACAAAAACUUAUUGAAUUUUGUCGUGAACAAUAUUCUCAAAAUGAUUCAGAAUUAGAAUUUAUUAAUGAAUUUGAUCAAGGUUAUUUAAAACAAUCUCCAUUAUGGUGGUAUAGUAGAGAAGGUUUCGUUUAUAAAAUGCUUAAUAGAGCCUUACGAAGUCAAGAUAUUGAAAUAAUUAGUAAAAUGGCUUUUUUUGUACGUGAUGCUCAUCAACAAAUUACACAAUUAUACUUACAAAAGUCAAAGGAAUUUUCUCCAUUUAAUGUUUAUCGAGGACAAGGAAUGAUGAAUGAAGAAUUUGAACAUAUGAGACAAAAUUCAGGAGGACUUAUAUCAUUCAAUGUUUUUCUUUCGACUAGUGUCGAUAGACAAGUAGCAUUAGAAUUUGCUCAAAAAUCUCAAAAUGAUUCAAGUAAAACAGCUGUUUUAUUUCAAAUGGAAGUUGAUCCUACAAAUGCUAGUAAUCCUUUUGCUUCAAUGGAAAAUAUAAGUUUUUUUCCAACUGAAAAAGAAAUUCUUUUCUCAAUGAAUACAGUAUUUAGAAUUGAAGAAAUAAAACAGAUCGAAGAUCAAUUAUGGCAAGUUAAUUUAUCUUUAACACAUAAUGAUGAUCAACAAUUAAAACGUGUAGCUGAAUCUAUUCGUCAAGAUCUUGCUGAUGGACGAACAGGAUGGCAUAAACUUGCUAUUUUAAUGGCUGAAAUAGGAGAUUUUGAUAAAGCUGAUGAAUUAUGUCAACAAGCUUUUGAGAAAAUAUCGAACGAUGAUUGGUCACAACUUACUCAUUUUCAUCAAUUUAUUGGAUUUAUUAAAAUGCAAAAAGGAGAUUAUUCAAAUUCACUUUCUCAUUUACAAAAAUGUCUAGAUAUUUGGUUAAACAAAUUUCCAGGUUAUGAUCAACAUCUUCCUUCUAUUUAUCUCAAUAUGGGUCAGAGUUAUUAUGGUCAAGGUCAAUAUGAUGAAGCAUUAAAAACAUUUCAAUAUGCUCUCGAUAAAGCUCUUCAAUUAAGUCAACCUGAAUAUAAAGUAAUUGGUACUCUUUAUUAUAGUAUUGGACAAAUGUUAUGUGAUCAAGGAAACUUUGAUGAAGCACUUAAGAACUAUAAUCUUUCAUUAAAAGUUCGACUUGAAAAUUUUUCAUCAAUUGAUCCUUCAAUAGCAGAAACUUAUAAUGGUAUUGGUGAAGUAUAUCAAUGUAUGAAAGAUUUUAAUCAUGCUCUUAUUCAUUAUGAAAAAGCAUUUGAAAUACAACAAAGAUCUCUUCUACCUGGAAGUUUAGAAAUAGUUGCUAGUUAUAAUCGAAUUGGUCAAUUAUAUUUUCAAAUGGAAGAUUAUUCACGUGCAAUUUCUUAUUUUGAUAAAGCACGUCAAAUUCAAGAAAAAUCUCUUCCAAAAGAUUCUCCACAAUUGGGAUUAACUAAUAAACUUCUUGGUGAUGGAUUAAAAUUAAUGAAAGAUUAUUCACAUUCACUUGCUCAUUAUGAAACAGCACUUCAAAUUUCAGAAAAAUCUUUUCCAAUUGAAGAUCCAUCUGUUGCAAUUAUAUGUAGUAAUAUAGGUGAAAUAUAUUAUCGUAUGAAAGAUUAUUCACGUGCACUUUCUUAUUAUCAAAAGGCAAUUGAAAGUGGACAAAAAGCAAUACCAUCUAAUUAUCUUUCAAUGGAUGAAAUUUAUUAUGAAACAGCAAAAACACUUUAUCAUCUUAAGAGAUAUAAAGAAGCUAAAGAAAAUGCUAAACAAACAUAUCGUAUAAGACGUAAUACACUCGGAUCUCAACAUCCAAAUGUAAUUGAAAUAAAAGAGUAUAUUCAUAAACUCGAAAAAAAACUUGAAUCAAAAUAA